AUGGAAGUUGUGGAUAGUAAAAAAUCUCAUGCCACCCUAUUUCUUGGCAUCCAUGGAAUGGGAGGCAUUGGUAAGACUACUCUUGCUAAAGCCAUCUACAACAAGCUUACCAAUCAAUUCAAGCACCGUAGCUUCAUUGCUGAUAUAAGGGAAUCAUGGAAGCGUAAUGGCGGACAUUACUUGCAGAAUAAGUUAAUCUAUGAUAUAUUGAAGCGCGAAAAUGAAGUUCGUGAUGAGAAUGAAGGGACUAACUUUAUUUCCUCCAAGUUUGAAGGUAAAAAGGUCCUCCUCCUUCUUGACGAUGUGGAUGAUGUCGUUCAAUUGAAGCAUUUGGCUGGUGAGCGUGAUUGGUUUUCUUCGGGAAGUAUGAUCAUUAUUACCACCAGAAACAAGAGGAUUCUUCAAGAAUUUGGGGUGGACUAUGCCUAUGACCAUAAGGAAAUGGAUAAAGAUCAAUCUUUGAUUCUAUUUAGCAAACAUGCAUUCCGAAGGGACUCUCCUCCAAGGGAAUUUGAUUACCUCGCUCAUGAAGUUAUAUCCAUCACCAAAGGGCUUCCCUUAUCCCUUGAGGGAACAGGAAAGAUUGAGGCCAUUGAUCUAAGUGAAGGUAGCUCAAAAGGCUUCGGUGAAAUAGUUGAGCGAGAUGACAACAUUUACAUAGGAGAACAAUUCAAGACUUUGACAAGUCUAAGAUUCCUUCACAUGGAGAAAGGGGCACAUCUCAGUGGAGAUUUUAAGAACUCAAUGGAGGAGUUAAAAUGGCUUCGAUGGCCAAUAUGGCCCAUGAAUUUUGCAAUUGAAGAGCAGGUCGACUCUUCAAUUGGAGGCAUGAAGGCCCUCCUUCGCUUGGAGUUGCGCCUCUGUGACGGCCUCACGAAGCUUCCGGAAGAAAUAGGUGAAUUAAAGGCGCUGGAGCAACUCCUCCUAGAAAACACUCCAAAACUUUCUGCAUUACCGUAA
Molecule: messenger RNA, 960 nt
Organism: Rhodamnia argentea
Lineage: Eukaryota; Viridiplantae; Streptophyta; Magnoliopsida; Myrtales; Myrtaceae
Product: disease resistance protein RUN1-like
Exons: 3
Coding region: 1-960 (319 amino acids)
Biological process (GO): defense response
Molecular function (GO): ADP binding
Source: RefSeq, a predicted model, not a curated record